AUGGUCUCACAUUGCAAGCUUUCAACAUCAGUCGAUUCAGUUGCGCCUUCCCAAAUAACCUCACUGACCCAUAUAGCCGUUCUACGUGGGAACAUCAGCUACAACAGUAGCGCCCGGAUCUCCAGGCUAAAAAGCAACCUUGUUUCUACACAGGGCAAGAACCCAAAUGAUAAUGAACUAGAGACACAGGGCAAGAACCCAAAUGAUAAUGAACUAGAGACACGGGGCAAGAACCCCAAUGAUAAUGUACUAGAGACACAGGGCAAGAACCCAAAUGAUACUGAACUAGAGACACAGGGCAAGAACCCAAAUGAUACUGAACUAGAGACACAGGGCAAGAACCCAAAUGAAAAUGAACUAGAGACACAGGGCAAGAACCCAAAUGAUAAUGAACUAGAGACACAGGGCAAGAACCCAAAUGAUAAUGAACUAGAGACACCGGAGACACAGGGCAAGAACCCAAAUGAUAAUGAACUAGAGACACAGGGCAAGAACGCAAAUGAUAAUGAACUAGAGACACAGGGCAAGAACGCAAAUGAUAAUGAACUAGAGACACAGGGCAAGAACCCAAAUGAUAAUGAACUAGAGACACAGGGCAAGAACACAAAUGAUAAUAAACUAGAGACACAGGGCAAGAACACAAAUGAUAAUGAACUAGAGACACAGGGCAAGAACUCAAAUGAUAAUGAACUCGAGACAAAGGGCAAGAACCAAAAUGAUAAUACGAGGGUGCCAUGA
Molecule: messenger RNA, 738 nt
Organism: Mya arenaria
Lineage: Eukaryota; Metazoa; Mollusca; Bivalvia; Myida; Myidae
Product: probable serine/threonine-protein kinase DDB_G0278845
Exons: 4
Coding region: 1-738 (245 amino acids)
Source: RefSeq, a predicted model, not a curated record